GAUGUUCUCAACUUGGCUUCUGCUCCCAACUCUAUUCAUACCUCUAUCGUUAGCUCAAGUCCUCAAGCUUACACCCGGGAAAAUCCUGGGAUUCGAUUACAAAACCAAAGAUGGAGCGCAGGCAGAAGUCUACCUUGGUAUACCUUAUGCCAGAGCUCCUGUAGGGGAGCUGAGAUUCGAGAGGCCCAAGCCUCCCGAACCAUGGAACGACAUUAGAGACUGUAGAGAUUUUGCUCCAAUUUGCUAUCCUAUAGUACUAGAAGCAGUGGCUGCUGGAGAAGAAGCGAGCGAGGACUGCCUCAUGCUCAACAUUAUUCGCCCCAAAAAAGAGGCCCCAGAGGGUGGAUUUCCAAUAUUAUUUUGGGUACAUGGAGGUGCUUACGAAAUGGGUUCUGCUGUGGAAUGCGGUUACCAAGGCUUUGCUGAUAUCUAUGUGCCCAAUGACAUCAUUGUUGUCACUAUUCAGUAUCGGCUAAGUAUUUAUGGAUUCUUUUCAACGGGUGAUGAUCGUAUAAAAGGGAACAUGGGUUUGUAUGAUAUGGCUGAAGCACUAAAGUUUGUGCACGACAACGCAGCGAAUAUCGGAGGAGAUCCAUCAAGAAUUACCGUAUGGGGACAUAGCGCAGGAUCUGCCUCUGUCAGUCUGCUCAUCCUUAGCCCAGUUACGAGAGGAUAUGUUCGACGUUCCAUUGAAAUGUCCGGUUCACCAUGGGCAUCUUGGGCUUUGGGACCAAAAGUAGCUGAUAACUCACUGGCAUUGGCAAAGGAGCUAGGGUGCCAGGAAGAUGUCAAAAAAUGCAUGCAACAAAAAUCUGCAGAAGAGAUCUACGAUGGCAUCAAAAAAGUGGGUCUGCGAUUUAUCAAAUGGGGCGCUGUGAUUGAUGGAGAAUUUGUACAAGAACCAGAAGUGAUGGUUGCUGAUGCGCCACCAAAAAUGUCCAUUGUUGGAUCGACAAACAAAGAGGCCGCUCUUUUCAGUCUUCUGGGCACAAAACCUUUCCGAUAUUUCCACAGCCUCUAUGUCGCCCCGGAGGACUACAAAAACUGGAGUAAGCAACGGUUGAUCAAAAAGUUGAAGAGGCUUGUAGAAAAAGAAUACAUUGGGGGUCACCUCGAUGAGCUGAUGGACGAAAUUAUUCGCUUCUAUGUGGACAGAGGUGAAGAGGAAAAUAAUGAGAUCUACCUUGAUAGAUACACAGAGUUCCUCAGCGAUGUAUUUUUCAAUGUACCAGUAGCAAAUGGUGUCCUAGCUCGUCGAGCUGCUGGAUGGGAUAUUUAUGCCUACUACCUGGACCACUAUAAUGAUGCCAUAUGGGAUGGCAAAGUGCCAAAGAAGCUGCGAGGAGCCCCACAUUUUGCUGAAUUCCCUUACGUAAACGGUGUGGGACGUCUUGCUAAGUAUGACUUCACCAAGAAAGAACAAGUGGUAGCGGAUGUUUUCCGACAAUCAUUUGCUUCUUUUGUCAAAAAUGGAGCACCGACAAACAAUCAUGAAGUUUGGCUAGAUAUUGGUACAGAAGAUUUCCUUCGUUACCUAAGAGUCACCCCAGAUCCCGAGAUGAGGGAUGGGUUCCACAAUGAUUCUCUUACCUUUUGGCAUGCAACUCGCAGAUUCGGAUUCGAUGUGACUAAUCUGCAACCAGUGAAAAAAGACGAGGAAACCAAGGAGACCAAGCAGGAGCUGUAGAAUCGGACUGAAUACGGGCUCAGAACACAAUCGGUUCAUGUUAUAGUACCACAAUCACUUCUUGUCGGUAUUUCCAAUGAUAUAAAACUGAUUUAUCAGAUAGGAUAGAUAAAGAAAUAAAGAGAC
Molecule: messenger RNA, 1813 nt
Organism: Cylicocyclus nassatus
Lineage: Eukaryota; Metazoa; Nematoda; Chromadorea; Rhabditida; Strongylidae
Source: the annotation of a GenBank genome assembly